Molecule: messenger RNA, 4233 nt
Organism: Notothenia coriiceps (black rockcod)
Lineage: Eukaryota; Metazoa; Chordata; Actinopteri; Perciformes; Nototheniidae
Product: solute carrier family 12 member 7-like
Exons: 12
Coding region: 34-1614 (526 amino acids)
Biological process (GO): potassium ion homeostasis; chloride ion homeostasis; cell volume homeostasis
Cellular component (GO): plasma membrane
Molecular function (GO): potassium:chloride symporter activity
Source: RefSeq, a predicted model, not a curated record
UGUGUGUGUGUGUGUGUGUGUAGGUUCUUCCUAAUGUGCUACCUGUUUGUGAACCUGGCCUGUGCUGUUCAGACUUUGCUCCGGACCCCCAACUGGAGACCUCGCUUCAAGUUCUAUCACUGGACCCUGUCCUUCUUAGGGAUGAGUCUGUGUCUCUCCCUCAUGUUCAUCUCCUCCUGGUACUACGCCCUGGUUGCCAUGGUGAUAGCCGGCUGUAUCUAUAAGUACAUUGAGUACAGAGGGGCUGUGAAGGAAUGGGGGGACGGGAUCAGAGGUCUGUCCUUGAAUGCAGCGCGAUACGCUCUCAUCCGGCUAGAGGAAGUACCACUACACACCAAAAAUUGGAGGCCCCAGCUGUUGGUGUUGUGUAAGUUGGAUUCCGACCUGACGGUAAAGCACCCUCGUCUUAUGUCCUUCACCACGCAGCUCAAAGCUGGAAAAGGACUGACGAUCGUGUGCUCGGUGCUGGAGGGAACCUUCAUGACCCGGGGGAACGAAGCCAAGACUGGAGAGCAGAACCUGAAAGCAACGAUGGCUGUGGAGAAGAUGAAGGGUUUCUCCCAUGUGGUGGUGUCGUCCAACCUGAGAGACGGUUUCUCCCUUCUCAUCCAGUCAGCCGGCCUGGGAGGAAUGAAACACAACGCUGUGCUGAUGGCCUGGCCCACAGGCUGGACGGAAGCCCGGGACCCCUCUGCAAGGAGGAACUUCAUAGAAACUGUAAGGGAGACCACGUCAGCUCAUCUGGCUCUGAUGGUUGCCAAGAACAUCGACCAUUUCCCUAACAACCAGGAGCGUCUGGAGGAGGGAACCAUUGAUGUGUGGUGGAUCGUUCAUGACGGAGGACUCCUCAUGCUGCUGCCAUUUUUACUCAGUCAACACAAGGUAUGGAGGAAGUGUAAAAUGCGUAUUUUCACGGUGGCCCAGAUGGAUGACAACUCCAUCCAGAUGAAAAAAGACCUCCAGAUGUUUCUCUACCACCUACGCCUGGAUGCAGAGGUGGAGGUAGUGGAAUUGCAUGACAGUGACAUCUCCGCUUUCACCUAUGAGAAGACGCUGGUGAUGGAGCAGCGGUCUCAGAUGCUGAAACAGAUGCAGCUGUCCCGCACUGAGAGGGAGAGAGAGAUUCAGAGCAUCACAGAUGUAUCACGCAGCUCCAUAAAGAGGAAGAAGUCUCCAGGUGUGCCUUCCCUCAUCACCCAGUGCAUACCUGAGGAUGAGGCCCAGUUGAUCCACGACCGCAACACAGCGUCUCAUGCUGCAAUGAACGACAAACCUGCAGGUGCCCCUCCAGAUCGGGUCCACAUGACCUGGACCAAAGACAAACUGGUCAACGAGAGGAACAGACAACGAGAGACCAUGGGAGUUAAGGACAUGUUCAACAUGAAACCCAACCAGUCCAACGUACGGAGGAUGCACACGGCUGUGAAGCUGAACGGCGUGGUGCUCAAGAAAUCCAAAGAUUCCCAGCUGGUGUUGCUAAACAUGCCGGGCCCCCCGAAGAACAAGAAAGGGGACGAGAACUAUAUGGAGUUUCUGGAGGUCCUGAUGGACGGCCUAGACCGUGUCCUGUUGGUUCGUGGAGGCGGUCGGGAAGUCAUUACCAUCUACUCCUAGCACCCAGCUGUUCCUCAUUGUUUGAAAGGAAUGUAUGGACAGUAAGGUCCCAGCAGGAUCAAUGGUAAAUGGACAAAGAUGUCGGACAAAGGAAGGACAGUCCAUUCCUUCACAGGACAGAAAAGGAGGACCAAGGUCGGUGAAGAACAGGGUAGUGUAGCUGCAGCACAGCCUGAUCUCAGUUAAUCGUCUGGGGGCACAGCCGGCUUGCUACUCCCCCUUCUCUUGGGGCUUCAACAUAUUAUACACUCUAAAAGUGACAACUGUGGGGCGGACCUUCCUUCUCUGAAAAACUGUUUUGUGGAUGAGCUGUCAUUUUUCAUAAUCUUUUUGCAUUUCUCUGAUUGUGGUAGCUGGUUGGAACGAAUGAUGCUAACAUACAGUAGUGCCAUUAUUUAUUUCAAUGCUGUCGAUGAAACUUUUCAGUGAUCCCUGACAUUUUUUUAAGCCAUUUUUACAGAGUACAAUGUUUGCCUCAAAUCACUGUAUCAGAAGUGUAAGCCCUUGAUUACUAUCAGGACAGUUUAAGGGAAAAUGUGGCGUUUUGAUUGUAAUCCAGAGAUUGUCUUGUCAACUGUUUGUUGUCACAGAAAACAUUAGUGUGUAAAACGAUGAGAUAGUUUAGAUAGCAUUUAAGUUGAGUUAAUGUGUAUUUUAUUGACUUGUUGUAUUGGAGCAACAUUUUAAGGUCCAUAUGUAGGUUCAUGAAUAUAGGAUGCAUUGAUGAGGGAGUUUUAUUAGGUUUUAUUAUUCUUUUUAAAUAUAAGUCUGGAAGUCUCAUUUUGCAGUUUUCUCUUUUUGUGUCUGAUACACUUACAGCCAGUCAUGGAAUGCCUGUGAGAGAAACCGUACAUUAUGGUAUACUAUCUCAGUCUGUCUCUGCUGUUGGUGUCAGACUCUAAAAGAAUAUGGCAGGAAGUCUAGCUGAGAAUAAAAUAUGUCAAAUGUCUGGCUGUGAAAACCCUGAAGACAGCAAUUUCCCUGUAACUGCAUGAGGCAUCUGAGUUUUACAUAUUGGGCUGUAUUUGCAAUGAACAAAAAAAUAGCAUAGCAAAAACAUUACAAAGAAAGUGGGCAAUUUUGCGCCAAAUGCAUAUUAUCACAUUUAAACAUUUGCCAAUAGCACAGGACAUAAAUUGGCCUCAGUCUUUUGUCUGCUUAAAACAGGGGCACCAAUGUGAUUUGUUUCCUGUGCUCCUGUAAGGACUAAUUAUGAUGGUGCAACAUGAACAAAUAUCAAAAAAAGUUCUUAAUGUACUGUUGUACUCAACACGCAGUCCGCUGUCUUUAAUUACAUUUUAUGUAGGCCUAUAGUCAUAUUUAUUUCAUUCCAGAUUUAAAAUAACAAGUCAAGUUCUUAAAGUUUCUGUGUGUUGUAAAGUUUUUAUUUUCAAGUAUAGGGUCACCACUAUGAUAAGGUUGGAUUUCAUUCAGAGCUAAAAAAAAAAGUGCACAGUUGUCUUUGUGAUUAAAGGCUGAGAUAAAUAAGAAUAUUGCUUCAUUAAUACAAGGUCACUGUAUUCUCAGAAGUCAACAAUUACUUUUAUUGUGGGUGUUGUGAAAAGUAUUUUCUGCAUGUCUUAAUGUGAGUAAUACUUUUAGUUUUUUCUAGUUAAGUUAAUUUCUGUAUGUGUAGAAAUAACUAUUUGAAUCAUACCCCUGGUCAUUUUACCAGAUAUGAGAUUCUGGAUUCUGCCAUUGAUUAUUUAGCAAAUCAACAGCAUCAACAAUAAACUAAAAUGUACAUAUUUAACAUAGUUGUCAUGUCAUCUAUGGACAGAUUUUUCCAUACUGAGAGUUUUGGUCCAAACUUAGGAAAAAUUUAGGAAUAAUUUGAGCCUAUAAAAAAUGUCCCACAUAAUGGGCUGGCCCACAGUCAGAAGUGUUUCUCCAGACUUGGAUGGAAACUCCCAUAACAUGAAAUGAAACAUCUAUGGACAUACAAAAGGCAGGAAAAAUCAAAGCAGGAAGUCCGUAUUCAAGGAAAAUAAAAAAGGAAAUGAAGCUGACCGACUUGUUACUCAGAUGUUGAUCGCUGUGAUAUCUCUGAUUGCCCUCAUCUCAUCAAGGAGAGGGACUUCAGGCACACAUUUUCUUAUUUUUGAGUGUCGGCUAUUUUGCUUCCAUAACAUGUAGACUAGCAGAAAGAAAACACAUACAAUACUUAUCAAAGUGUUUAUUGUAUCAUACUUUUUCUAUUUGUGGAUGGGAUUUUUCCAAAAUUCACCAAAACAAGCACAUAUUCAAUGUGGCUCAUUUGCAUAUUUGAACAUUACAUCAGCAAACUUUAAAAUAAAAAAUAAAGGUGAAAUUUAGAGAUCUCUUUUAACCCAAUUUACCUGUAGUGUUUUGUCAAAACAUUUGAUCGGUUUCAUUAACUUAACUUUGGUUAAAUGUAUAAUUAAAUCUCUCAUUAAACAUCAUUGAUAUUCUAUUGUUAUAUACACAAGAAGCUGAUACAUCCUGUCCCACAUGAGAGCUGAGCCGGAUUGUCGUCACUUCUUACAUAACUGGACCGGGCUCAGUAUCCAAAUAGCAAAUUAAUCCUGGAACAUCAUUGUCGCUUGGCUCAUAAAAGAACAAAGGCAAUUUUGGAGCUUCAGAAGGAAGCUUUUGGAA